Zeugodacus cucurbitae (melon fly) is the source of this 1603-nucleotide messenger RNA. RefSeq lists its product as uncharacterized. The record is from RefSeq and is a predicted model, not a curated record. The coding region runs from base 259 to 1551 and encodes 430 amino acids. The transcript has 5 exons. Lineage: Eukaryota; Metazoa; Arthropoda; Insecta; Diptera; Tephritidae.
CACAAGACUUAGAAAGUCGUUUUAAUAGAAGAAUUAAUUUUAGUAUAAAUUUUAUAUGUAGAAAUAAGCAUAUAAUACAUAGAUAUUUUUAUAAAUUUCUGCUGCAUUGUAAUUUUGAAAAUACGAAGUAAUAUAACGUACAUAUUUGAAUGAAACUUAGAGAGAGAGAGAGAGAGAGAGAGAGGCUGGGACUAUUUAUGCAUAUAAAUAAAUUUAUAUAAAUCUUUUUUGGGAUCAUUCAGCAAAAAUAUCUGAAUAAUGCACAAACGGUAUUGCAGACGUGGUGAAAUUAAUUUUAUAACGGAUCGUCUAACGAUACCCUUGUUCCUAGCCAGUCGCGUCAGCGCAAGAAAAAAUUAUGAUUAUAUUACAAGAACUGAACAAAACAUCAAGAGAAUGUGUGAAGAAGCAAAGCAGCCGAAUACGAAAAUGCGUAGCGUUUAUGAAAAGCUCAUUGGCAAGUAUGCAGAGAAUCCGAAACCCUGCAAAAAUGUGCGACGCAUCAAGAUAGUGCGUGAACACAGCGAUCAAAAAGCUUUUCAUUUACCACCGAAUAUUUAUGAAGUUGACAAAAUACCGUUUGAGAAUCGACGUGGUUUGGGCGGCGCUUACUGGCAUCGAUUGCCAGAGCCUAAAUUGACGUCCAGAAAGAAAGCAACAAAAGACGUUGACUGGCAAUUCUAUAAUAUACCAAGUGAUAUCGAUCGGCUGAACGAUCGGCAUAAUCACUACAAAGGCAAAUUUCGUACAAAAACACGAAGCCACCUAGCGGCGUGGAAAGGUAAAACUCGAAAGGACUAUUUACAAAUAAGUUGCAACUUUGAUCGAUCCAUAACCUCUCCAAAAAUCACUCCUCGGAAACACGUACCGAAACCGAAUCCAUAUUUAUUUUUACACAGAUCAUGUGUACCCGAGAAACUUACGAGCUACAUAAUGCGCAACCAAAGUUUUACGCCAGCCGUUGAUCGUUAUGAAAUAAAAUAUACAGCCGAUUGCUGGCCGAGCAUACUGAAGAAACGCAGCAAUCCACAAACCGCAACUGUUUCGAGUCAACAGCGUAGCGGCGGCAAGCGAUGUCUUUAUCAAUUACUGAACGCUGCAUCGCUCACACAAACGAAGAUACGACUUGAUAACAAGCAGACCGCGGAUACUAUUAACGCGAAACUCUUUCAUAAUAAUAAACGGCCGCCGAGGGUACCCAUCUCGAGACGUCCACCACCUACAAUGCCCACCGUACCUUCAAAUAUUCGUUUCAACACCAUUAUUACGGUGCCGCGGCGUGUCCUAAAGUGUCCAGCUCCACGUGCAUCUGCAACAACCAAAAAAUUUCAGUUGCGCCGCAGGGAACCGGUUGUGCCAAAACCAAUUCUCGCUAAAUUCGAGUAUAAACGAGUCUUCAAGUUUAAGCCACUUCCUUCACCGAAAGAAUUGAUUACAAAAAACGAGAUCUUUGGAGAUUUAUCAUCUCAGGAGACUCCGUACUUUUAUUUUAGACCAGUUGAUGUCAAUAAGUUUUUGAAAAGUAAUAGCUGCAAAUGUAUUUUAGGUUAGGUAAAUGCGGCUGCAAAACUGAAUAAAAUACUUCUCAACUGAAAUUAUCUUA